AUGUUGAUUUAAGAGGUUUAAAGAGGUGUCCAACCGUAACCGUGAUUUGUUUGGCAAUAUUUUCAAUAACAAUGAAAUUGUCUCAAACCGUCAAACAAGCCUUAAGGAUUUGCAAAACAAGAGAGAGUGACCCAGCAUCUGCCUUGGUUCCCGAAACUGUCAGCAAGCUGACAAUUUAGAAUGCAAGCCGCCGGUGGGCGAAUCGUGAUAAACCCAGCGUUCAAAGACUGGGUUUACGAAGGCGAGAAGCCCGAUUUCAGUGUCACCCCCGUAAAAAGGCAGAUCACGUAUCAUGUGGAAGAAGAGAUUGGCACCACUGGAACUAAACAUGAUUCAUGGAAGCAGAAAGAGUCUCACAGACAGGUCCACUUUGAGACAGCUAAGCCCGCUCAAGGAUCAAAUCGUGCAUUGCUGACGCUAUUGAGCAUUGUGUGUUUGAUCUCAAUCGCGGCUCUUGUGCUCACAAUAUUAAUGGUAUUUGGGAAAAUCGACGGCGGAUGUGGAUCCUCCGCAAACGAAGCCUCCCCUAUAAGUCUUACGACAGGUUCAGAGAGUGAAGUGUUAGCUAGGAUCAAGCUCCUUCAGGAAAACGUCACAAGCCUCCAACUGGGUUUGGCAGAGAAAACCAAUGAGCUCAAAGAAAUUCGUUCAUCCCUCCAAAAUCUUGAAGAAAAAUGCAACAAUCUAUCAAUGAAGGUACGUGCAUUUCUAUUUAAUAUCUAGCGUAUCAGAUGUUUGUUUUUGGUUGUUGUUGUUUAUGAUCUUCUUUUCCGUAUCGUCAUGAAUCAAAGUUGGAAUUUACUUGACCGCGAGACAUAAAUUCAAGACGUAAUAACAAUUUAUUGUCUUGUUAGUAUUCUUUAGAUAGAAUCGACUGAAGUUAAACUUCAAACAGCAGAUGAUUUAAACUAUGAUCGCCUUCAAAGAACUAUUAGAAACGAGACGUUAACUAUUCUUUAUAAGGUAAUCAUGAAACAUUUAGCAUUUGCACUGAGGGAAUAUCAGCUGGUGAAAGUUUGAGCUGAAUAAGGAGGCGUGGAAUCCUGGAGUGUUAUUUCUUAAAACCAAAUAUUUGUCAAGUCUGCGCAGGAAAUUUAUUCAACUUUGGAGGUCCGGAUUUCAAAUCUCUUGGACGCCACUCCUGAAAAACUCCCGCACAAAGCGAUCGAGAUUUCCAAAAAAGAUAUGUCGAGUCGAAAAUUUCUAUUUUAUUUUCUGAAAAUACCCGGAUAUUCCUGAGAACUUUCUAGAGGUCCUCUGGAGGUCAGAAUGUCUCUGAUCAAGAGCAAUUCCACGCUGAUUCCUGUUAUUUGUUGUUUCGUUUCAUCUACUCUACUUUGGUUAGGCUUAAUUUAAUUUAGCUUACCCUCAGCUUAGCUUUGCCAAAGGUUCGCCUGAGCCAACAUAAGCUUAGCUAGAAAUAGUUGCUUUUGUUUCCUUGUAACAAAGUUUGCUCACCAUGCGCAGUAGGUCAAAACUUUGUUUGGGAAUUUAGACAUGUGUAACAGAAUUUCUGAUCGGGGUCUCUAUUUCCCUUAGUUCUUUUUUCUAAUUGCCGUUUGGACUAUUGUAGUUGAACGUGACCGAAAGUCAACUCCA
This is a messenger RNA of Orbicella faveolata, 1599 nucleotides long. RefSeq lists its product as uncharacterized. The record is from RefSeq and is a predicted model, not a curated record. NCBI's taxonomy places the organism in Eukaryota, Metazoa, Cnidaria, Anthozoa, Scleractinia, Merulinidae.